UGAUAGCGGUAAACGUUCAAUACAACUAGUUUGGUUAUUCUUUUAUAAUUUAAUUAAAAAAUAUUAACAUAAUGUUUUCAAAUGUAAAAUUAAUUUUUCUUCUUAUGACAAUUUGUAUUCUUGAUAAUACGUAUGCAAGUCAAACAUCAUGUGAAGAAAAAAUAAAUCAAUCAUUUUAUCUAAGACCUUACUUAGGCAACUCAAAAAAUAUUGAGGAUCAUUGUAAAUCAUUACAAAUUAAUGACAUAGAAGAAUUAAAAGAAACAGAGAUUGGUGUUGUUUACAGAUAUGUGAAAUAUCUGCAUUACCGUACAGAAGGACCGAUAGAAGUACAAGAAUGGUGUGAUACGUAUGAAGAAAAGACUUGCGUAGAUUCAUUUAACGAUUUUCAUUCCUUCAAAAAUUGCACUACAAUAGAAUGUGUAGUUGAAAAUAUCAACAAAUUUGAUUCUAAAAUUCUUAUGCUGGAAAAUAGUGUCCUACAGAGAUACGCAGAUUAUAUUAAAUUUGAAAUACAAAACGAGAGUACUCUAAGAACAAUAUUGUUUUGGAAUGCUUGGUGUAAUAAAAUCGAAAACUUAUGUAUGGAGCCAAUACGAAUGUUGGGAUUUACAAUUGAAGUAUAUGCUAUCGCUAAACUUAAAAAUCAAGCAAUCAUAGACGGAACUUUGAAAAAUUACGACGAUGCAGAAACAAACCAGAUUUUAAUGCAAAUACUUAUAAACCGGAAUAAACAACAUGCUAACGAGAUCAAUAUGCUUGAAAUACCAUUCGAAGAUUAUAUUCUAAAAUGGUAUAUAGACAAUUUGAGAGAUGAAAAAGUUUUGGAUAUACAAACCUAUUGUCUGAAUGCAUGCAAUCAAGCAGCAGCUCAAUAUAAUAUCACCGAUAAACUAUUUUCGCCAGAUCAAAAAUUUUCGAGAGUCGGAAGAAAACCUUAUAAGAAACCAAUUGAUGAGGCAUCCUCAAGUUCAUUAAAAAGGUCCAACUCUCUUCCAAAAGAAAAAAAACCCAUCUCAAACUCACCGGAGUUAAGAAGAAAUGUCUAUGUUCCAGGAGAAGAAAAACCCAUCUCAAGCACGGAGACAAUGAGUUCUACCUAUGUUUCAAAAGAAAGAGAGUCAACUAACACGAUCAAUUUACCGGCCCGUUCAAAUAUGGAUAAAGGAUUUCUUAGUUGCUUCCAUUCAUUACAAGAAAUUAUUGGAUCGUUUUUAAUACAGAAAUACAGUAAAGUGGAAGAAUACUGUUUGAAAGAAUGUAUGUAAAUGUAAGAAUUGAAUUUAUUGAUUCCAAGUUAUGUUUAUUAUGUU
Sipha flava (yellow sugarcane aphid) is the source of this 1313-nucleotide messenger RNA. RefSeq lists its product as uncharacterized. Lineage: Eukaryota; Metazoa; Arthropoda; Insecta; Hemiptera; Aphididae. The record is from RefSeq and is a predicted model, not a curated record. The transcript is spliced from 34 exons. The coding region runs from base 72 to 1268 and encodes 398 amino acids.